Eurytemora carolleeae is the source of this 220-nucleotide messenger RNA. RefSeq lists its product as uncharacterized. NCBI's taxonomy places the organism in Eukaryota, Metazoa, Arthropoda, Copepoda, Calanoida, Temoridae. The record is from RefSeq and is a predicted model, not a curated record.
AAGUAUGGUACUUGGAGCUAAAGUAAAGGUAGAGAUCUAUCUAACUCCUGAUAAACAAUGGCAGAUAUCUACCGAGACAGCAAUCAAGGCCAAAUCUGUGAAAGGUUACGCAACCUAUAACCGCAAACUGACGCAGAACAAGUUUAAGGAAUGCGAGGGGAAGCCUGAACUUCUGGAUGAUUGGGAUCAACGCUUUGUUGUUACAACUCUUAUCAGGUAA